This is a messenger RNA of Helianthus annuus (common sunflower), 1384 nucleotides long. Its product is annotated as GATA transcription factor 11. Gene Ontology annotation, biological process: regulation of DNA-templated transcription. The coding region runs from base 155 to 1054 and encodes 299 amino acids. Lineage: Eukaryota; Viridiplantae; Streptophyta; Magnoliopsida; Asterales; Asteraceae. The record is from RefSeq and is a predicted model, not a curated record. Gene Ontology annotation, molecular function: zinc ion binding; sequence-specific DNA binding. The transcript has 3 exons.
UCUUCUUUGCUUUGCCCUAAAAAAUAUAUUAUUAUUAUUAAUAUUAUUACUCCACCUCUUCCAUUCCAUUCAAUUCAAUUGAUUUUUAUUAUCCCCACACCAUCAAACCAUUUCUGUUUGUUUCCAAUUUGUUUGACCAAAAAGGAGAUUCUCCAUGGAGUCACAGGAUAAGAGAAUGUGCAACACAGAAUCUGUUUUUGGCGCGACCGUUGAUUGUAAUGCUCAUCGAGUGUAUGAUGAGGAUUUCAGUGACAUUCUUAACAUGCUUGAUUUCCCAAUGGAGAGUCUGGAAGGAGAUGGUUUUGCUGAAGAUUGGGCCUCUAGACUUGGACCGAUACCAUCUGAGGUGUUCAGAGAGGCUAUACUGCCAUCAGGCUCUCAAACUGGCGGUGCCAAUACCACCAAUAACUUUGGCUCCUACGCGGAUCUACCCUUCGACUACCCUGUGCUUAAUAACAAAACUGGUCAACAAAAGUAUAACCUGGGUCAUGAUGAAGAAAUCUAUAAAAACUAUCAAAAUGUCAAGAUUUCUCAGCUACAACAACAGACAACUUUUGUUGAAGAAAGAAAGCUUUACCCUUCACAAGCAUCCUUCGAGGCACCAAGUCCAAACUCGGUCCUUGAAAGCCGCUCCUCCAGCUCAAGCAAUAAAGGCGUCGUCUCAUUCGGAACUGAAGUCCCGGUUCCCGUAAGAACUCGAAGCAAACGUGUGAGACCAACUGCCAAUCCAUGGUUGCUGUCCCCUUUCUUAGUACUUCCAAACAAAGGCAAAAAGCGGAAAUCACCAUCUCAGAUUCCUGUUACCAUGGAAGCAAAAAAAUCUGUUGAUACAGUAGGAGUCAAGAAAUGUGCCCAUUGUGAAAUAACCAAAACCCCACAAUGGAGGGAGGGCCCAAUGGGCCCUAAAACACUUUGUAAUGCAUGUGGGGUCCGGUACCGGUCCGGGCGGCUUUACCCUGAGUACCGCCCGGCUGCAAGUCCGACUUUUGUUCCGGCUCUGCACUCGAAUUCUCACAGGAAGGUGAUAGAGAUGAGGCAAAAGGCGGUUGAGUAAGCAAGCAUGCAUGCGUUUAAAAGGAAGCAGGUAAGAGGGUUUUCGUGUUUGUUUUAUUAUGUUUGAAAAUUUUGAGUCAUAUGGAGGAUCUUGAUGGUGAUGUUUGUGUACAAAGAUGAAAGGAAAACAAUUAAGGACCCGUUUGAGGGUGAUUAGUUCUUAGGGUUUAAAUUUAGAAUAAUAUGUUUGGAGGUCAAGUAGGUUACAAUUUUGAGUUAGUAGGAGUAGCUCUUGUGAGAUGUAAAGUAUAUUUGACUAUUGACUUUUGUGUUUUUUAGUUCCUGAACUUCAUUCUCAGUUCAUCAAAUUUUGGUUUUAUGUUUUCUGCCA